Molecule: messenger RNA, 1182 nt
Organism: Dovyalis caffra
Lineage: Eukaryota; Viridiplantae; Streptophyta; Magnoliopsida; Malpighiales; Salicaceae
Source: the annotation of a GenBank genome assembly
AUGGCGACCCGAACGGAAUCCGACUCUGGACCCGAUCACCCCACUACUACCGCCACCGCCUCCAUAACUCACAAUCCAACUCAAAUAACAACCCCGCCAAUCUACCACCUGUCCUUCAACCAAAACCACACCUGCUUCUCAGUUGGACUCCAGAACGGGUUCCGGGUCUUCGACACGGACCCAUUCAAACCCUCAUUCCGACGCGAAUUAGACACACACGGAGGCAUAGGAUUGGUCGCCAUGCUUUUCCGCUGCAAUCUCUUCUGCCUAGUCGGUGGCGGACCCGACCCGAUUUACCCGAAAAACAAAGUGAUGAUUUGGGACGACCAUGUUUCCCGGUGUAUUGGAGAAUUAUCAUUCCGUUCAGAGGUGAAAAACGUAAAACUUCGCCGUGAUAUGAUCAUAGUUGUGUUGAAUCAAAAGAUAUUCGUUUAUAAUUUCUUGGACUUGAAGUUAUUGCUUCAAAUAGAGACGGUUGUGAACCCUGAUGGGUUGUGUGAGAUUUCUCACAAUUCUUCGCCAAUGGUUUUGGUUUGUUUAGGGUUGCAAAAGGGGCAGAUUAGGGUGGAGAAUUUUGGGUCUAAGAAGAGUAAGUUUGUUAUGGCGCAUGAUUCAAGAGUUGUUUGUAUGGGCUUAACACAAGAUGGGAGGAGGUUAGCGACCGCGAGUAGUAAAGGGACUUUGAUUAGAGUAUUCAAUACUUUGGAUGGGACUUUGUUGCAAGAGGUUAGGAGAGGUGCAGAUAGAGCAGAUAUCUACAGCCUUGCAUUCUCAUCUAAUGCUCAGUUCCUAGCUGUCUCAAGUGAUAAGGGAACUAUACAUAUCUUUAGUCUCAAGGUUGAUUCAGAGUCCUUGGCCUCAUUGUCAAAUGACAGGUCUCCCAUUGCAUCUGAACCAAUUCAUUCUAGACUUUCUUCUCUUUCCAUUCUUAAAGGUGUAUUGCCAAAGUAUUUCAGGUCAGAGUGGUCAGUAGCUCAGUUUCGAUUACCCGAAGGUCAACAGUAUUUUGUUGGGUUUAGCCACCAGAAGAACACGAUUGUCAUCAUCGGCAUGGAUGGAAGCUUCUAUAGAUGUGAGUUUGACCCAGUGACCGGCGGGGAGAUGAUCCAGCUUGAAUAUCACAAUUUCCUGAACGUGGAGAAUUUCUUGGAGUCAGGAGAAACUUUUCCGAAGUCAAUAUAA